Messenger RNA from Oryzias melastigma (Indian medaka), 1397 nucleotides. Its product is annotated as cathepsin K. Gene Ontology annotation, molecular function: cysteine-type endopeptidase activity. Gene Ontology annotation, cellular component: lysosome. Lineage: Eukaryota; Metazoa; Chordata; Actinopteri; Beloniformes; Adrianichthyidae. The transcript has 8 exons. Gene Ontology annotation, biological process: immune response. The record is from RefSeq and is a predicted model, not a curated record. The coding region runs from base 194 to 1186 and encodes 330 amino acids.
CGUCACAGCUGGCGGUAAAUGAAAUUCACAUGACAAGCCGCUACAGCCGAUCGGCUCGAGAAACCGGUUUUUUGAAAGAGUUUGUAAGAGGAAACAGAACUUCCUGUUUUGACUGUGAAGAUCAUCUACUCUUCUGAAAUUAACUGCUUUUCUUUGCGGAAACCCGACGCGGCUCGUACAGUCUUAAUCAAAGAUGCAUUCGUUUUGUGCCGUUCUGCUUCUGGCUUUCUUGGUCUGCAGUCAUUCCGUUCCUGAUGUGAACCGUUUGUGGGAGGAGUGGAAACAUAAACAUGACAAAAGUUACAGAAAUCAGACUGAGUUGAGCUUCAGAAGAGCCGUUUGGGAGAAGAACCUGAAUUUGGUGAUGAUACACAACCAGAACGUUUCAAUGGGAAAUCACAGCUUUACUCUAGGACUCAACCACCUGUCGGACAUGACAGCUGAGGAAAUAAAUGAGAAUCUCAACGGCUUUAAGAUGGAGGAACAUGCCGACUACAGUAAUCACACUUUAAAGUUACCAAGCGGCGCGUCAACACCAGCCAGCGUGGACUGGAGGAAGAGCGGCCUGGUCGGUCCCGUCAGGAACCAGGGUCUGUGCGGCUCCUGCUGGGCCUUCAGCUCUCUGGGGGCUCUGGAGGGCCAGCUGAGGAAAAAAACAGGAGUCCUGGUUCCACUGAGUCCACAGAACCUGGUGGACUGCAGCACCGCGGACGGAAACAUGGGCUGUCGGGGGGGCUACAUCACCAAAUCCUACAGCUACAUCAUCCGGAACAACGGCGUCGACUCGGAGGAGUUUUACCCGUACGAACAUCAGAAUGGGAAAUGUCGCUAUUCCGUGACGGGAAAGGCUGGUUAUUGCUCCAGCUUCCACGUCCUUCCCCGGGGAGAUGAGGCGGCUCUGCAGGCUGCAGUGGCUGCGGUGGGGCCGGUCGCCGUAGCCGUGAACGCCAUGCUGUCAUCCUUCCAUAGCUACAAAGGAGGUUUAUACAAUGACCUGAACUGCAACCCGGUGCUGGUGAACCAUGCUGUCCUGGUCGUGGGGUACGGCAGUGAAGCAGGACAGGACUACUGGCUUGUGAAAAACAGCUGGGGGCCUGGAUGGGGAGAAGGAGGCUUUAUCCGGAUGGCCAGGAACAAGAACAAUCUCUGUGGAAUUGCAACAUUUGCAGUCUACCCUUCACUGUAACACUACAGGAAGAAUUCAGUCGAUUUCAAAGACCCAUUCUGAUCAUCUUUGGGACCAUUUGAGUGGACUUUUAAUCCUAAUUAUGCCAUUUUUAGUGUAACAAAAUUGAGCCUUUUCCUACUGGAUUUUUUUAUUCUGUUCCUGAUUCACAAGAAUUUGAAUAAAGAAAUACUCAGAAAUGUAAUUUAAAGCUGAAUUUUCUUUACAUAUG